CCUCCCAUGCUCCCGGCGCGAGCUGGGCCGGCUCCUCUCGGGCCGGAGGGUCAGGGUCUCCCGAGCGGAUCGGCGGCCGGACGGGUCAGGUCCAGGGAGCAGGAUGAAGUACAUCCUGGUGACCGGCGGGGUGAUCUCGGGGAUCGGGAAGGGGAUCAUCGCCAGCAGCGUGGGCACGAUCCUCAAGGCCUGCGGCCUGCACGUUACCUCGAUUAAGAUCGAUCCGUACAUCAACAUCGACGCCGGGACUUUCUCUCCCUACGAGCACGGGGAGGUGUUUGUGCUGGACGACGGUGGGGAGGUGGACCUGGACCUGGGGAACUAUGAACGUUUCCUGGACAUCCGCCUCACGAAGGACAACAACCUGACCACCGGGAAGAUCUACCAAUACGUCAUCAACAAGGAGCGCAAGGGCGACUACCUGGGGAAGACGGUACAAGUGGUGCCCCACAUCACGGAUGCCAUCCAGGAGUGGGUGAUGCGGCAGGCGCUCAUUCCCGUAGACGAGGAUGGCGUGGAGCCACAAGUGUGCGUCAUUGAGCUUGGGGGGACGGUGGGGGACAUCGAGAGCAUGCCGUUCAUCGAGGCCUUCCGCCAGUUCCAGUUCAAAGCCAAGAGGGAAAACUUCUGCAACAUCCACGUUAGUCUGGUCCCCCAGCCGAGCUCCACGGGCGAGCAGAAGACAAAGCCGACCCAGAACAGCGUACGGGAGCUCAGAGGCCUCGGCCUGUCCCCGGACCUGGUUGUGUGCAGGUGCUCGAACCCUCUCGACACGUCCGUCAAGGAAAAGAUUUCCAUGUUUUGUCAUGUUGAGCCUGAGCAGGUGAUCUGCGUCCAUGACGUCUCCUCCAUCUACCGUGUGCCCCUGCUACUUGAGGAGCAGGGCGUGCUGGACUAUUUCCUGCACCGGCUGGACCUCCCUGUGGAGAGGCAGUCCAGAAGGAUGCUCAUCAAGUGGAAGGAGAUGACCGACAGGUACGACCGGCUGCUGGAGACCUGUUCCAUCGCCCUCGUCGGCAAAUACACCAAGUUCUCGGACUCGUACGCCUCAGUCAUCAAGGCCCUGGAGCACUCUGCCCUGGCCAUCAACCACAAACUGGAAAUUAAGUACAUCGAUUCUGCCGACCUGGAGCCCGGCACGCUGCAGGAGGAGCCCGUGCGCUAUCACGAGGCCUGGCAGAGACUCUGCAGUGCCAACGGCGUCCUGGUGCCAGGAGGGUUUGGUGUUCGUGGGACCGAAGGGAAGAUCCAAGCCAUCUCCUGGGCCCGGAAGCAGAAGAAGCCCUUCCUGGGCGUUUGCUUAGGGAUGCAGCUGGCCGUCGUCGAGUUUUCUCGCAACGUUUUAGGAUGGCACGAUGCAAAUUCAACAGAAUUUGACCCUAAAACAAGUCAUCCAGUGGUGGUGGAUAUGCCGGAGCACAACCCCGGUCACAUGGGGGGGACCAUGAGGCUCGGCAAACGCAGAACCCUGUUCCAGACCAAGACCUCCAUCAUGAGGAAGCUGUACGGCGACCAUGACUUUCUGGAGGAGCGACACCGGCACCGCUUUGAGGUGAAUCCGGUCUUGAAGAACUGCCUGGAGGAGCAGGGCUUGAAGUUCGUUGGCCAAGACGAGGAGGGCGAGCGGAUGGAGAUUGUGGAGCUGGAUGACCACCCAUUCUUCGUCGGCGUCCAGUACCACCCUGAGUUCCUGUCCAGGCCCAUCAAGCCCUCCCCGCCUUACUUUGGCCUCCUGCUAGCCUCCGCCGGGCGGCUCUCCCACUUCCUCCAGAAGGGCUGCAGGCUCUCUCCCAGGGACACCUACAGCGACAGAAGCGGGAGCAGCUCCCCCGACUCUGAAAUCACCGAGCUGAAGUUUCCAUCAGUCAGUCAGGACUAGAGCCAGUGUCCAUGCCCAGGGCCCGCGCCCUCCAGAUGCUCUGGCAGCACCGGGAGUUCAUGUCGAUGCUUCCUUCAACCUGGAUGUUUCUCCCCCGAAAUGAUGUUUUUAUCCCAUGACCUCCCCGCCGCUCUGACGUCUUCCGUGCCCGCUGCCUGCACCGCCCUCGGACACUGCUCAAGCGCUGCUUCUGCCCGGGUUUUGGGGCCCCGAUUCCCAAGAGGUGGUGGCAGUGGUGGUGGUGGUGGUGGUGGUGGAGGGCUGCAGGGGCCAGCCCCCAGUCACGCAGUAUUUAUGGCUCUCUGGUGCUAGCGGGCAGGCACGGUAGCUGUCAAUUGUGGGGUUUGCUGGGCUUGCCGGGCCGCAGUGCCAUGCCCGCGAGGGCUGGCCUGGCUGCGAGGUGACACAGACUCCUUGCAUCAUGGGCACUUCACGGGUGAGAACCUGUCUCCCAGAUCUGCCGGCCACCUGCCCGCCCACGUCCCCCCUCGCCCCCCACGUUCCCGGCCGGGCACCUGCACAGAGACAGAGGAAAGGCGGCCUUCCUAGUGAGUCCCGGGGACGGCGUCAGGCAGCUGGCCUCUGUAUCCCUGCUCACGGGACAUAGGUCCUGGUAAUGGACCAAAUAAAAAGCAUGGCUGGG
Tachyglossus aculeatus (Australian echidna) is the source of this 2522-nucleotide messenger RNA. It is a transcript of the gene CTPS1, whose product is annotated as CTP synthase 1. Gene Ontology annotation, cellular component: cytoophidium; cytoplasm. The record is from RefSeq and is a predicted model, not a curated record. The coding region runs from base 104 to 1879 and encodes 591 amino acids. Gene Ontology annotation, molecular function: identical protein binding; CTP synthase activity. The transcript is spliced from 19 exons. NCBI's taxonomy places the organism in Eukaryota, Metazoa, Chordata, Mammalia, Monotremata, Tachyglossidae. Gene Ontology annotation, biological process: CTP biosynthetic process; pyrimidine nucleobase biosynthetic process.